GCAGUCCCACUGUUACCAAGCUGCUCCUGCCUCAUGGCACCAAUGGUGGUGGACCUCAUUCUCGGUUGGUGGUUGGUGGCUGCGAGCAGGGCACAGCAACUGCCCCGACCCUCCCUGUCACUGCACCCCAGCCAGGGGGUGUCCCUGGGGGACACCGUCACCCUGCGCUGCCACCUGCCCCGGCUGGCUGCCUGGGUCUGGCUGUUCCAGGAAGGAGGUUGGUCAUACAACAAGGGGAAGGAGAAGGAGCGGGACACGGCCGAGUUCUCCUUUGUUAGCACACUGCGGGAACACGCAGGUCGUUAUCGGUGUCAGUACCGGGAGUCUUGGUCAGAAGAGGCGUCAGAGAAGAGUGACCCCGUGGAGCUGGUGCUGACAGAUGUCAGAUAUCCCCCAUCCAGCAUUUCCAUUCACCCCGAGCAACAUGUGGGAACAGGGACCAAUGUCACCAUCAGCUGCUGGAACAAGGAUUACGGGGCCACCUUCCUCCUGCACAAGGAUGGGAGCUCAGCCCCUAUCAAGCACCAGGACUCCAGUGGUGGAGGUGCUGCAAACUUUACUUUCCUUGCGGUGACCCCAGCUGACAGUGGCACCUACAGGUGCUCCUAUCGCCCCAGGGGUUACCCCUUCGUUUCUUCACCCCUUGGGGACAGCGUGAUGCUGGAGGUGACACCCACCCCUGCACCCCCAGGGACACCCAAACUCCCGGACCCCACAGGUGCCGAGGAGCAGUCCCGUGCCAAUCUGGUGAUGGCACUGGUGAGGGGCUUUGUGGCUGCACUCGUCUUUGGCCUCGGAGUCUUCUUUGUCAUCGAUGCCCUCAGCCUCUGGAUACAGAGAGAUGACAACUGUGGUGCCCCCCCCCCAGUGACAGUGAGCGUCUGACCUACGCCGAAAUUCAUGCUGUGACCCCUGCUCCCCGGCUACCCAUCAGCCCCCCAUUAUCUACACCCAUGUGGGCCGUUGGGGACCCCUGCUGAUACCCCCCACACCCACAGUGCUUCAUUUUUAAGGCGCUGUGAAUGGGACACACCCCAAAUUCCCCACUUGGAGCUCCGUGAUACAGCAAUCCCAUCCUUAUAGCCCUAAAUCCCAAGAAAUCAAACAUCCCCAAAUCCUCCCGUGUGCAGCUCAUCUCAUUUAAAGUCCACCAAAUCCCUGAAUUCUCCUCUCUCACCCCCAAAUCCUUCCUGAUUCCCCUCAAAUCCUGUAACAUCCCUUGAGAUCUCUCCAUCACCUCUCACCCUUACGUUCCUUCUCUGCUUCUCUCCAUUUCCUCUCUUUCUUUCUUUUUCUCUCUCUCCCUCAUUUACCUCCCGGUCAUCUUUACUCUUCUCCUGCAGCAGCCAUAACCUCAAUUUCCCUGGAGGUAGCAGAGAAAGCAAUAACACCAGUGCCAAAGUAUCCUUUCUCUGUAUUACUCAUUCAUUGUUUCUUAUUCUAAGUCCCCUAAUUUCAGUGCAGGGCAGUUGAUUGGCUGAUGGUGGACAGUUCAAUAAAUGGUCUUCUGUCGUUCCUCUGAGUCACUGUCUGACGCUGUUGCCCUGGAGAGCCCAGGCAAGCACGGACAGCCCUACUGGGGCACUGUGCAGAGAGUGUGGCAUGCGUUGGGGGACACCAUGCCAGGGGACACACUCACAGCCCUUUGGGACAGUGUGUGACACCCCAGGGUUGAGAGCGUGUGGGGCGCCUCAACAGUCACAGUGUGCAGAGUGCACCUCUCCACUUGUCCCACCCCAGAGGGACCCCAGAGUGCAACCACCCCUAUGGGCUAAUAUUGCCACAUCAGGACGUGACAUCACAUCAUCCUGUCCAAAAAGGGGAACUGACAGCAGCUGUCCGGACACUCUCUGUCCCCUCUGCAGUCUCGCUGUCCCCAAGCUGCUCCUGCCUCAUGGCACCAAUGGCGGUGGCCCUCAUCCUCGGUGAGUGACAAAGGGGACGUGGUGCCACAGGGGUUGGUGGCCCUGUGUGGGACCAGGACCGUGUCCCUUGCAGGUUGGUGGCU
Gallus gallus (chicken) is the source of this 2008-nucleotide messenger RNA. It is a transcript of the gene CHIR6A6, whose product is annotated as platelet glycoprotein VI-like. The record is from RefSeq and is a predicted model, not a curated record. The coding region runs from base 34 to 885 and encodes 283 amino acids. Lineage: Eukaryota; Metazoa; Chordata; Aves; Galliformes; Phasianidae. The transcript has 6 exons.